GGGAUUGAGGAUGUUUUUUACGGAGAGCGACGGAAAGAGACAGAGACACCCCCUGUUCCCCGUCUCCUCCUCUCCUCUCCUCCUCUCUCUUUACCGUUAGAAUUCUUUGUUUCUUUCUCAUUUCCCCUCGCUAAGAGCCAAGAAUUCAAACCAAAAAAGCGAUCACAAUAGCCACGAAAGCGGGGCAAAGGAACAGGAGUCCUGUUCCCAUCUUCAUUUAUUCACCUCUUUUAUAUGAGGUAGGUAGGCGGUGAUUUCUGGUCAUCUUCAGUUAGGUGAGCGAUUGGAAAAUAAUAAUCAAAUAAAAACACUGGAAGGAUGAGAGGAAAGGGAGCUGCAACUGCAAACUACUUUGUGUUAAAUACAGGGGCUAAGAUUCCAGCUAUAGGACUUGGAACAUGGCAAUGUGGAGGAGACAUCUGCAUUGAGGCAGUGGCCACAGCUUUGAAGGUUGGUUACCACCACAUAGACUGUGCGCACCUAUAUGGUAAUGAGGUCGAAGUGGGGAAAGCUCUGGCUGAAGCUUUUGACAGUGGACUAAAGAGGGAAGAUGUGUUCUUGACUUCCAAACUGUAUUGUGCUACCAAUUCACAUAAGAGAGUUGAAACUUCUGUAAGAGUUUCUUUGAAGAACCUUGGUGUUUCCUACUUGGAUCUAUAUCUUGUACAUUGGCCUGAGAAUUCAGCUUUUGGAGAUGCUACUGAUCCUCCAUGGAAUUCAGGGAGUGAAUAUAGGCAGUUCUUGCAUCGGUUAAAGCCAACAUGGAGGGCCAUGGAAGAUCUUGUGGAGAUGGGUCUUGUUCAUGCUAUUGGUGUUAGCAAUUUCAAUGUUCAUCAGAUUAGUGAAUUGCUCCAGUUUGCCAAGGUUGUUCCAGCUGUCAAUCAGGUAGAGUUGCACCCUUUUUGGAGGCAGGAUGAAGUUGUAAAGUUUUGUCAACAGAAAGGUAUCCAUGUAUCUGCUCAUACUCCAUUGGGAGUACCGACAGCUCCUGGUAUGUCAACCACCAGUCCUGGUCUGUCUGACAGUGGAUCAGAGGAUGAACCUGGAACUCCUAGAAUAACAUUCAGAAGGUCAAGAUCAGUGCAUGGACCAAUGCUGAAGCUUUCUGUUGUUGAAGAUAUUGCAGAAUGCCACAACAAGACAGCUGAACAGGUCAUCCUGAGGUGGGGACUACAGCGAGGAACUAGUGUGCUCCCAUGCAGCCUAAAUCCUGAGAAGAUCAUGAAAAAUAUAGAUAUUUUUGAUUGGUCACUCUCUGAUGCGGAAUGGAAUAGGUUGAACAAGAUUGAACCACAGGUAUGCCUUUUUGGAAAUUGGCCUGGGAACACAUCUGAAAGUGGGUUUCUGUUAGGAAGUGGACCUCUCCAGGCAGUGCACGAAGAUGAUACUGAAUGAGAUUAUUUAACCUUACUACUAUCUCCUGAGAUAUGAUAAACUAGAAGAAAUUAUCGUUUUAGAAGUGAGAUUUUUUACAAGAAAUUUCUGGACCAUCAAAAAUUGAUGGAAUUCUCUCAAGCUUUUCUGUUAAUUUCUGCUUUCACUUCAUGUAGUAGCUUAUAAUAUUUUCGCUUCAACUUUUCCUAUAAAAACUGUCAAAAAACAAAAACAAAAACAAAAACAACUUCUCUUAUAAAAGCACUUAAACAGUCUGUUAACUGUAAGAGUAUUAUCUAAGCUUUUUCUUUGUCAGGCUGUUAUCAGUCUGCUUCUCCGAAGCUGGGUCAGUCAUUUUGCAGCACAUGCAAAUUUAUGGCACUUUUUGGUUGCUACAAUACUAAAUUACUCAAUUGUUAUGGAGAUCAAUGCAGUCCUUUUAUGUGAAUUUUGUAAUGGUUACGGAGUCUCUGGAUUCAACUUUUUACGUAAUCAGAUGAAAAACUUUGAAGGAA
This is a messenger RNA of Elaeis guineensis (African oil palm), 1889 nucleotides long. The record is from RefSeq and is a predicted model, not a curated record. Lineage: Eukaryota; Viridiplantae; Streptophyta; Magnoliopsida; Arecales; Arecaceae.